Messenger RNA from Chenopodium quinoa (quinoa), 2485 nucleotides. RefSeq names its product RING-H2 finger protein ATL3-like. The record is from RefSeq and is a predicted model, not a curated record. The coding region runs from base 769 to 1671 and encodes 300 amino acids. The transcript is spliced from 2 exons. NCBI's taxonomy places the organism in Eukaryota, Viridiplantae, Streptophyta, Magnoliopsida, Caryophyllales, Amaranthaceae.
UACAAAACGCAACUAAUCAAAUUGGCGGCCUAUGUACCCAUCGAUGAUCAAUGAUGGCUAAAGAUUAAAGAAGCUCCGUAUAUUACUAUAGUACUUGCUUAAGUCAUUCUCAAUUUGUUUAUUUAAAUUUGAUUAUUCUAGUUGACUUUUCAAUUUAUUGAACCUUCUAAUUUUGUUCUUCUAAAUUUACCAUUCCAUAUUCAUCAAAAUGUCAAUUAAUUUCUCCUCUAUGUUUCUAGUCAAAAUACAAGACUAAUUCAAUUUUUAUUUUCAAAGUUGGCCUAUUUGGCCAUAUGUAUAGUAGUUUCCACUUUGUCCACCAAUAUUCAGUUAAUUUGACCCUUUUACAAAAUCAUAGCUAUAUUAUACAUCAUACGUAGUACAUGAUAUAAAUUCCCAAUUUCAUAAGCCUGAUUUAAAUUGCUUCUCACUUUCCUUUCUCUUGGAAAAAAUUUGGAAAAUUAUUGCUGGGAAAUUUCCUCUGUUUUUCUUGCUCUCCAAACUUUCGCAAAUUUCAACACAUAUAAACCCCCCUUAUUAUUACUUUUUUGUACUUAAUUUGAGUUCAAACAAUUUUUUAUAUGGGUUUUGCUGGAAUUCUCACAAUUUUUUCAAUCUGGGUUGUGCUUUUGAUUUUAUAAAAUUCAAAAAUUCCUUUCUGGGUUUUAUUCUUCUCUUCAAAAUCUCAUUUGGGUUAAUCUUAUUUUACGUUAAUUUUGUGUAUUUUAGUAGAAUUGAUCAAUUAUUACAAGCUAAAAAGUGUCAAAAAUGGUGGGUAUGGAUGGAAUGUCACCAUCUUCAACGAAUGAUGCAACUGUAUAUGCAGCAGCUUCAAUAUCAACACAAAUUAUGAUUGCAACUGUAAUAGUCCUCUUCUUUGUAGUAGCCCUUUGUUUCUUCCUUCAUAUGUAUGUCAAAUGUUUUUGGGCACAUAAUAAUGAAGACCCUGACGUGGUGUCAUGGCGCCGCCAAUUAGCCGGUCAGCGCCGUGCUGCAGCCGUCCCUGCGCAUCGCCGAGGUUUAGACCCUGCCGCGCUACGGUCGUUGCCUAUUCUGGUGUACAACCCCAAGGAUUUUAAGGAUGGAUUAGAAUGUGCUGUUUGUUUAAGUGAAGUGUCAGAAGGAGAGAAAGCUAGGCUUUUGCCUAAAUGUAAUCAUGGGUUUCAUGUUGAGUGUAUUGAUAUGUGGUUUCAAUCUCAUUCAACAUGUCCACUUUGUAGGGAUUCUGUUAUCUCUACAACUAGUAAUUCGUCGAAUGAUGAUGCUAAUAAUGAUCUUGAGUUGCAAGAUGAUGAUGGUUUGUAUUGGUCGGAUUCUAAUUCGGAUUCUGAUGAUGCUACUCCAAGGGCAGCAGAUGCACCUAAUUUUCCUACAAAUGUUCUGUUUUGGGGUGAUGAAACUCGAGUUAGCGCGUUUGGACAAGGUGCAAAUGCUGCUGCUGAUGCCUCUUCAUCAGCAUCUUCUUCUGGUGUCAAUAGGCCAAGAUUGGAUGAGAUGGUGAUUGAUAUACCAAGUCGCGAGUUUUGUGAGGAUUGCUUGUCGUCGCCACCACGAGUGGAGGAGGCGAAAACUCCGGUGAUGACGAGGUUGAGAUCGUUGAGGAGGUUGUUAAGUAUGGGACAGGGGAGUAAGGUGGCUCCCUCUAAUUGUGAAGUUGAUCAACAAGCUUAAACCACAAAUAUUCAAGUUUGUUGAUUGCAAUUUGAUCAUGUAUAGAUUUUAUUUACUCCGUACCAAUUUUAACAAAUUUAUUUACUUGGUAUAUAAGAUGGGUGAUUGGUGGUUUUCUUAAAUAAAAGAUGAAAAACCCCGCACCCUCAUAGCCUCAUAGCUAGGGUUCUUAGUUUUCUUACAAUGAUUUAUUCUUUUGUUAAAUGUAAUACUUUAGUUUACCAGCUAGACGUUUUAAUGUUCGUAAGAAUAUAUUGCCCUGUGUUAUGAAAUAGGACCCUUUUUGGGACUUUGAAUUUGAUUGAGGAACAAUGCAAAGCUAAAUGAGAAAGCAAUUAAAAAUGAACAAAAUAAAACACACAAGAUUUAUAGUGGUUCACUCAAAAUGAGCUACAUCCACUUUUGGGGAGAUUGGAGCUUGUAUUACUCUUCAAUGGAGGAAGAAUUACAAUGGAGAAAGAUGGUGUUCUUGGUGAGCUAAUUUAAGAUCUAAGUCUCACUUGUGUUUCUCUCUCAUACUCUCUACAAUGAAAAACAAGAGUAUAUAUAGUGCAAGAUGAAUCAACGGUUAAGAUUACAUCCCGAGCAAAAUAAGAAGAAAUCGCAGCGCUGGAACAGGGGCUCGAAGGUUCGACCGAACCUACCCAGAGUUCGUUCGAACUUAGUGUGGCUCGGUCACACCACCAUAGGUUCGACCGAACCUACUCUAGAAAUGAAAAGAGCAUCAGUUCUGCCUAAAGGUUCGACCGAACCUAUUAAAUGGUUCGGUCGAACUCCCCCUGCGCGGACAGCACUUCUUUAAACAGCCAUAACU